AUGGUGAAAGUCCGUUUGGGUAAAGCCGAAUAUUUGGCAUUAAAAGAAUUUGAAAACUUACAUCACAGAGAUAUUUGGAAUUGGAUUGUUGAAAAGUUAACUGGUGGCCAAAAAGAUGGUAAAGUAUUGCAAAUUCUUGAUAUAUCUGACGAGCCGAGUAUUUUUGCAUUUAUGUUCGCCGAGCAAUUCCCGAAUCAUGUGGUUACCUGUGCAAUUAGGGAUAAUGUAUUACCGGAAUUUGAAAUUCCAAAAAAUGUUAAACUAGUUUCUAUCAAAAAAUACAAAGAUCUACAGUCGCUAGGUCCAUUCGAUGGAAUCAUAUUGAAAGAAUUGACCAAAGAGAUCAAAGACUUGGGAGCUGCUUUUACGGAAUUACGAAUUCUAUUCGAUACAGCUAAAAUGGUGAUUCUUGCUCGGCCAAAAAAUCCACCACUUCCACUGCCAGAAAUGUGUCUUCCGUUAUGGUCAAAAAUGGCAUUGGCACGUGAAGAUAUCAAAUCUGCUGCUGAUCAGGUUUGA
Molecule: messenger RNA, 519 nt
Organism: Enterobius vermicularis (human pinworm)
Lineage: Eukaryota; Metazoa; Nematoda; Chromadorea; Rhabditida; Oxyuridae
Source: the annotation of a GenBank genome assembly